AACAACAUCGACGCCAUUUCGAUUUCAGCCUUAAAAUGGCAGUAAAAUGCAGCGCGAGGAUGUUUCCCCUCUAAAUCAGAAGCGACACGCGCUUCCCGCGCCCGCACAUUCAAACGAGCUUUAACGAACAGUUUGUGACGUCACAUGCCGAGAAGAUGGAUAUUAGCACGGCGGUGUUUAACGCGGCGAGAGACGGAAAACUAAAACUCAUUCAGAAGUUGCUGUGCAACAAAAGUCCCGAGGAGCUGGAGGCGCUGGCGGAGGAGAAGACGCAGGGGGGGACGCCGCUCCUCAUCGCCUCCCGGUACGGCCAUCUGGAGGUUGUGGAUUACCUGCUGGAGCACUGCAAGGCUAACGUGGAGCUCGGAGGCUCCGUGAACUUUGACGGCGAGACGAUUGAAGGCGCUCCGCCGCUGUGGGCGGCCUCCGCCGCGGGACAUCUGCCAGUAGUGAAGACGCUCCUGAAGCACGGAGCCUCCGUCAAUAACACCACCCUGACCAACUCCACCCCCCUGAGGGCCGCAUGCUUCGAUGGUCAUCUGGAGAUCGUUCAAUACCUGGUGGAGCAUCGUGCGGACAUGGAAGUGGCGAACCGCCACGGUCAUACGUGUCUGAUGAUCUCGUGCUACAAGGGCCACAGGGAGAUCGCCAAGUUCCUGUUGGAGCGAGGGGCCGACGUCAACCGUAAGAGCGUGAAGGGCAACACCGCCCUGCACGACUGCGCUGAAUCCGGGAGUCUGGAGAUCAUGAAGAUGCUGAUGAAAUGUAACGCCCGCAUGGAGCGGGAUGGUUAUGGGAUGACCCCGCUGCUGGCCGCCAGCGUCACCGGUCACACCAAUAUAGUUGAGUAUCUCGUGCACCAGCCCCGGGCCACCAGAGAGGAGCGGAUAGAUGCCCUCGAACUUCUAGGGGCGACAUUUGUGGACAAGAAACGUGACCUGCUGGGUGCCAUGCGCUACUGGAGAAGAGCGAUGGAGCUGCGGCAGGCGGGUGAGAAGGCUGGAUUUCUGGCCAAACCCCCUCCCGGUCCCCCCGUCCCGGCGUAUGACUGCGCCCACGAGGUGUGCACGGUCGAGGAGCUGGAGGCGCUCAUCACAGACCCUGAUGAGAUGAGGAUGCAGGCCCUUCUGGUGAGGGAGCGCAUCUUGGGCCCCUCGCACCCGGACACUUCAUACUACAUCCGCUACAGGGGGGCAGUCUACGCCGACUCGGGCAACUUUGAGCGCUGCAUCAGCCUGUGGAAGUACGCCCUGGACAUGCAGCAGAGCAACCUGGACCCGCUCAGCCCCAUGACUGCCAGCAGCUUCCUGUCGUUCGCCGAGCUCUUUUCCUUCGUUCUUCAGGACAGAGCCAAGGGCACCCUGGCCACCCGCGUCACCUUCCAGGACUUGAUGGCUGUCCUGAGCAAGAGCGUGCGGGAGGUGGAGCGUGCAGUGGCGCAGCGGGACAGUCCUCCGGAGGCGCCACAGUUCACCAAAGCCCUGUCCAUUAUUCUGCACCUUGUCUUCCUGUUGGAGAAACUCGACUGUACUGCGGAGCAAGAGCACCAGAAGAGGCAGGUGGUCUACCGGCUCCUGAAGCUCAAUCCCCGGGCGAGGAACGGCUACACGCCUUUGCACAUGGCUGUUGAUAAAGAGACCACGUCGGUGGGUCGUUACCCGGUGGGCCGGUUCCCGUCUCUCAUCGUGGCUGGGUUGUUCCUGGAGUGCGGUGCGGAUGUCGACUCCCGCGAUUGUGAGAACAACACGCCGCUUCACGUCGCUGCCACCAACAACUGCCCGGAGAUCAUGGGAGCGCUGAUUCAAGCCGGGGCGCAUUUCGACGCCACCAAUGCACAACACAAGACACCCUACGAGCUGCUGGACGAGCAGAGCAGCGGGCGACACGCACUACACCCGCUCAGUUACGUCACCCUGCAGUGUCUGGCUGCCCGCACCAUUGAGAAACACAGACUUCCCUACAAAGGGCUCUUCUCAGAGGAAAUGGAGGCAUUCAUCGAGCUGCACUGACCUCACCACACAAACACCCCAUUUUACACCACAUACCUCCAUGAAACGUGCCUGAAUGCACAGGCCGGGUGUUAAUCAAAGCAAUAAUCCCAGACUUCUAAUUACAACUAGAGCUGAACUUUAACCAGGUGUCUGCCUUUGAUGGCUUGUGGGAAAAUGUACAAAAGACAAAAUGUGGACACACCUGGAAGUGCCAGCACUGCAGAGAAUUGAGUGAUUUUGUCUUGUUUUCCAGAAAAAAAACUAAACAUUCAUAAAACAAGAUCAAUUUACUUGAGAAGCAGAAUGUCUUGUUUUCAGGGAAAUUGAACAAGAUUUAGUAACAAAACUAUUUGCCAUUGGGGUGAGAAAAAAACUUGAUUGAAAGUGGAAAAGAGUUUAUUUUUGUGACCUGCUUUGGCAAAGAGUUUUUCUUGUUUUAAGCAUAAACUGCACCAAAUGUUGUUUAAUUUCUCUGUAAACACAACUAAAUAUCUCAUGCUAUUCUAGUACUCGAGCGAUGGAUGUUUCAGUAUUGUUGAUCACAAAAUAAGACGAAAAUACUCUGAAAGAAAAAUGAUUUUUGCAGUGAUUGUUAUUUGCUCUUUGGGUUUGAUGUAGGCCUCUGCUGUGAUCUUCCUGUUUGUUAUUUCCUUUUAGAGCAGGAAAUGAACAAUUUAGCCUGUUUGUAUUGGUUUCUGUUGUUUGAUUGAUGAAGUAUUGGCUCAUUUUAGGGUUUAAACAGAUAAUUAAUUGCAUGUACAGAUGCAGAUUGGCAUGCUCGGAGCAUUACUGCGAAACUUUUGCAUCAGACUCUCUAUUUUUAAGGAUCAAAUGUCAUAAGAUGGUUAAUUGUGUUUUUCCCCAGGUCCUGACGCAGGGGUUUGAAGCGCACGGUGCCAAAUGCUAACCUUACAUGAUGAUCUUUUCUAACGUUGAAUAUGUUUUUAUUGUGUGAAUGUUUUCAGGAGAUUAAACGGACUCUGUGGGUUCUGACUCGGCACUUUACGCCCCGUCUAUGAGAACAGAUAUUAUUGAAUUGCUGACGUUAUAUUGAUAUCUAUGCAGUUUAUUGGAGUGACAGAUUUGGCAACCCAGGUUUUUGUUUUUUAUCGUUACAGGCUUACGUGAAAAGCUUCAUAUGCAUCCAAGUCUUAGUAUUUUCUCUGUAUCAUAUGAGCUGUUUUAUUUUUCUGUCGGCCUGUCUGUCAUUGUAAACACAACCUGAAUGAAAGCACUUUGAAAACGUUAAUACUUGGUUUAACCUCUUACACCAGAGACUACAUCUGAUUUGGUUAAUUUAAGAUGAUUUACUACAGAACAAAAAUGUGUUUGGUGAUACCUGAAUAAACUUCAAGUGUCCCAUCUGUUUGUUUGUUUGUUUGU
Molecule: messenger RNA, 3374 nt
Organism: Myxocyprinus asiaticus (Chinese sucker)
Lineage: Eukaryota; Metazoa; Chordata; Actinopteri; Cypriniformes; Catostomidae
Product: protein fem-1 homolog A
Exons: 1
Coding region: 156-2009 (617 amino acids)
Molecular function (GO): protein binding
Source: RefSeq, a predicted model, not a curated record